AGACAGGAUACAGGCAGCAGGGCUCAUCUCCCACACACUGACAGGAUUAGGUGUCGGGGGGCCAGCAACAGUUGAAGGCCUUUCAACCGCUGGGGUAGGCUGUGGGACACACGGCCUGGUCGUGGGCGAAACUUGGGAAGUGUCUUCAGAGGGCUGCCAUCGCCUUCAUCACUUCAACUCCGACCUCUGACUGCUGACCUGUUUGGUAUAGUAGACUGUUGUGAAGAUCUAGAGACGGGUUGUGACUGUUUUCCCGAACAAGUGGAGUGUACACAAGUCUAAGUAGAGACAGAACAAGGAUUACUCUGUCCUCAGUGGAAACAUCUGGACAGGGACUUUUAAAAAGUGUUUAGAAAAUGGAUACUUUGUAAUGAUUAUUUGAUGUUUGGAGAUACACAUCAACUAUUUUUAGAGGGCAGUCCUCUGUUGACGCAUCAAUGAGGAGGCGGAUGAGGGAUGCUGGGUGUGUUUGUAUUUUGGGUAUUUUAGUACCACAUGUACCAGAAAGAAUCUGUGAUGAUGUAGAGUGUCCUGUGUCCUGUGAAUGGUGUUUUAGUGUUGGAGAUUUGUUUCCUGAAUUUGGAUAUUUCCUAACAGGAGGUGAUGAGGAGGCUGUCUUUUAACAGUUGAAGUGUUUGCUCUGUGGCUGGCUAAUUGCAAAAUCAUUUUGGGUGUGUUGACGUUAGCAUUUUUAUGAAUAAACAGCCUGUCGACAGGAGGAAUGUUUACUGAUGGUAGAUCUAAAUACGGAUACUUGUUGACAGAUAUACACAAUACAGAGACUUGAUGAACAUUUUUGAGCUGUGAUUCCUGUCUUGUUUUUGGUCAGAAUCGGGAGGGGCCUCUGUGUGCCGGUUUGGAAUAUAGUAAAGUUACACAUAUGAUGUGAGCAGAUCAAGGGUGUGACGCCCUGGUCAGUUCUUGUAGACACAAAGUCUUCAGGGAUCUGCUGACUGGCAAACCCAGCAGGUCACGGGUCAGUGGAUCGGGGAUGUGAGACAGGGUUAGAUCAUUUUGUGGAUAAACCAUCAGCUGGUGUACAUCCUGUGCAGAGAGCAGUGAGGACAGAUUUCAACCAUGAAGCUGAAACACUCAACACCAGAUCUUGAGAACAGCAAGGAAUACAAGGAUAUGAUAGAAGAGGCCGAGUCUCGGUCCUCAAGGGGCUCGGGCGACGGUCGCCUCCCAGUCCUCAAGUCACCUACCGGGAGUUUUCGGGACAGCACAGACAAUGAUGACUUCCUUCAAAAAGUGUCCAAGUUCGAGAUGAUCUCACGGAAAUCCUCCACCUCAUCUGCUAAGAGCCCCGGACCUCGCUUGUCGGAUGAGUUUUCGGGAAGUGACAGCGGGUCUGGAGCCCACCCUCACGUCGGUGAAAAAAUAUUUACCCGUGACACUGCCACCACACGUGUUUCCGCGAGUGUCCUUCACGGAGGAAGCUCGGAGAGAGUCGCGAGUACUUGCAGCACCAAAAGUUCUAGCUCAUUGACUAGCGUGAGCACGCUCAGUUGGAGCUCAGACUCUUCAGGGAGUUCAAGGUCACUACGAGCCUCAUCGUCAUCAGGAAUUGGUCAGUCUCCACAUUCUCCAGGUGUCAUCACCUCUCCAAUACAAAAUCAAAGCCAUGUUUUCAGUCCUUCUGUUGAGGAAAAUGGGGCAAGGGAAAUACCUCCACUUGUAAAUGGACGAGUUCAUAAAAAGAAUGAUAUUAACUUAAGUGGCCAUCGGGAUACGUUUGAUGGCAUAGAUUUCGAUAUCCGUGAACUGUCUGCUAGUCAAAAGGAUUUAACGAUCCGUCACCAAGAACAGGUGGAGGAACGGAAAAAGGAACAGGCGUUAGAAAAGCAGGAACGUCAGCGUCUAGAGGACAUUCUAAGAAUGUGUGAGGAAUAUGAACUACAGAUUGAGAAAGAGAAACUAAGCAUUGAUCCUCAGUCACCCUCUAAACCAAAAUCCCCAGAGACCAAAAUAUCAGCCCAACGGAAGCCCUUGCCGCCAGGCUUCCUGGAAGUCAGUUCCGCCGACGCCAACACGCUUGAUAGGAAAGAUCGUGUUGAUGGGAAAAGUUCAAUGACCAAAAUCAAAACCAAUGGAUCUCUAAUGUUGUCGUCCCCUAGCAACCCUCACAAAGACGGUCUCUUUAGUUUCCAGAUGAGGAAAUGUGAGUCCAACUCCUCCAACUCCGAGGAGGAGGUGUGUGGCAGUUCAGAAGAAACAGGCACCAUCAAACGUCGACCUCAACACGAAGGGAACAAGUCUCCACUGUCACAAUUGGAAGAAUCACCAAAGAACCAAGCAUCUUCCAAUUUCCAAGUCGACGAAUCGGCACUACGGCUACCGGCAUCGGCUCAAGAUUCCAUUCAGCAAAUCCUCAAUUCCUCCUUCGAGUCCAACCCGGACUCACCCAGCAUGGGACAGUUCACUGUGCGCAUCGAUGCCCAGUUUUCAGAUCAUAUGGACGAGCAUAUUUACGAGAACGAUGACAUCGUGAACUUGGAGAAGGAGUCCCACUCCUCGACCUCCUCUAGUCGAACAGUGAAGGAUAUGUCCCCGGAGUCCAUGAGCUCGGUCGGGGAGCCUCAGUCACAGAAGGAGGACACUCCUACCCCAGUGAACAGUGACACAGAGCAGAGUCACACGUCCAAACAGUCCGGCACCACCUCGUCCUUCAGCUUGAAGAGUUCCGUGUUCUGUGAAUCCCCCAUCAAGGAGGAUGAAGCAGAAGUUCAAGGUCAACUCGGCAAGCUGAAGAGAACCAAGACUGAGCUGCUUCAGAAGAUCUCUCACCUCAAGCAUCAGAUUGUGGACAUCGAGACCCAGGAGAAUGAAGCCAUCAGGGAGUUGGAGAUGGAGCGUGCGCUGUUGGACGGAGAGCACCAGAUGGAGAUGGAGCAGUUGCAGCACGACCAGGAGAAGAUCAACGACCUCAAGCGACAGCAGGCGGACCUCAUCCAGCAGGCCAACCUGCAGCGAGAGAAGCUGAAAAAGAGGGAGCUGCAGAUCCUGGAACAGGAGCGAGGGAAGCUACGAGAGCUGGAGCAGCGACACUACGAGACGGAGCAGCAGCUGGAGAGUUGUGAGGCGGCAGCGGAGGCGGCGGAGGCGGAGGAGGAGGAGGAGGAGGAGGAGGCGGAGACGCUGCAGGAGAAGUACCAGCUGGAGCAGGAGGUCCUCGACAACCAGCGCAGGAUCUACGAUGACCUGGAGUUCCAGCAGUUUGAGAGGGAGAGUCGGUUUGAAGAACAGAAGGAGCACCUCAAUGACCAGGUGGUGCAGGACAAGAACGUUCUUCUGAAGAAAUACAAGGCAAGGGAGGAACGACUCCAAGAGAUUGACCUUCAACAGAAGGACAUGAUCCGGGUGGUCAAGAACGACCUUGAGGGGCUGGAGAAAGAUCGCCUCCAGCUGGUCGACCUGUUCAGAAAGGAGAAAGCAAAAGUGACAGAGGUUGACCUACAGAUUCAGGCACUGUGUCAUUCGCUGUCGUUGCCUGAUCCAGACGAUUCAGGGGACUCUAGUGCCUUCUUAUCAGAUCUAGAGCUGGAGGAGACUUCAUUCCGACGGAGGGACUACUUGGAGAGUCCAGUCAGGAAGUUGUCUCGAAGUGACAUUCCGGUAGAUCACGAACGAAAGAAGUCGGCAACAUUGGAAGAUAUUGAAAGAAACCGAUCUCUUUUCUUGGAACAACAAGGGAACAUGAUAAUUGACCAGGAACGUAAGCGUAUUGAGGAGCUGAAGCGUCGUGCGGCGGAUGAGGGGCGGGCGCAGUGGGAGGAGCGCCGGUUACGAGAAAGUAACUGUAAAAGUUUCAACUCCCUGGAGUCCGAAGACUCCAGCAUCGCCAGCAGCUGUGAAACUCCCUCCGAGAAGGAAACAAGUUUGAGCAGUGGAGAGGGACAACUGGAGAAACUAGCCGAGCUGGAGCUGCUCCUUGCACAGGCACAGGCAGACAAGCUCCACCUGGUGGAAGAACAGGUACAUAUUCGUGAAGCUGAGAUGAUGGCACUCCACGAGGAGAGACAGAAGAGAGAAGUGCUGGAGAGGAAGUUGCAGGAGGAGACGAUGCUCCGGGAGGAGCUGGUACAACAACAGGUCAAGAUGAGGGAAAAACAAAUACAGCAGGCGCGGCCAUUGACGAGGUAUCUACCAAUCAGAAACAAGGAGUUUGAUCUCCGACAACACAUAGAGACAGCUGGGCACAGCAUCGACUCGUGUCCCACAGUGAAUGUCACCCCCACCAGUUGCCGUGGUUUCCUGCACAAGAUGGGAAACAAGUUCAAAACAUGGCAUAAACGAUGGUUCGUGUUUGACCGAGUGAAGCGGUCGUUGUUGUACUAUGUGGACAAAGGCGAGACCAAAGCGCGGGGAGGGAUAUAUUUUCAAGCAAUUGAGGAAGUUUAUGUCGAUCAUCUUCGGACAGUGAAAAGUCCAAACCCUAAACUGACAUUUUGUGUGAAAACCUAUGAUAGGACGUAUUACCUCGUGGCCCCCACGCCAGAGGCUAUGAGAAUUUGGAUUGACGUUGUUUUCACAGGUGCCGAAGGAUAUCAACAGUUUCUAUGAUAUCAAUAUGUCCAUGAUAUCAACUGAUAUCACAGUGCUGAUGGUCCAUAUUUGCUUAAAUACCAACCUGAUGAUACAGUGCUACUUACAUGAGACUGACUUUUAUUUCGUGAGUGAACCAAAUUUGGGGUUCUCAGGAUGUGCCUGUUCUCAUAUGAUGUCACUUCCUUUUUCGGGAUGAUGUCACUUCCUGUGGAGGAUGUGACCUGUAUAGGAUUUAUGAUGUCACUUCCUGCCUGAUGACAUCACUUCCUGUCUGCUGGCUGCUCAAAGCAUGAUUAAAUUUUAAUGGUUUUAUUUUAGUCAUAUUUUAAUACAUACGAUCUGAUUUCACUUUUAGCUCUUUUCAUGAAUUUGUGUUUUGUCUCUGUGUGAUUUUAUGGGUUCAUUGUAUUUGUGAAUAUUUGGUUUUUAUUUGUUGUGUUUAAUAUGCUAACGAUUUAAUGUCAAAGCCCUUGAAAGAAUACUUGGUCUAAAUCGCAAGUAUUUUGUAUAUUAUAUGAACAUGACACAAAAUUAUGUCAAUUGUAUGUACAUUUAAUUAAUAAAUUUUGUAAAGAUUC
Molecule: messenger RNA, 5126 nt
Organism: Haliotis rufescens (red abalone)
Lineage: Eukaryota; Metazoa; Mollusca; Gastropoda; Lepetellida; Haliotidae
Product: pleckstrin homology-like domain family B member 2
Exons: 14
Coding region: 1078-4563 (1161 amino acids)
Molecular function (GO): protein binding
Source: RefSeq, a predicted model, not a curated record